CUUUGACAGUGUCUUUGAUUCCAAGCGAUGAUCUCGACUCCAGCUUAGGAAGAGCUUCUGAGCUCUUCCCUCUGUUGUUUUCUCUCUGUUCAGGAACAAAGAGAUUUUAUUUUUUUUUUUCUGCCUUUAAUUAAAAGGAAUAAUUAUUCCCCGCUCCUUUGUCGAGCGGCUUGAAGACGCUCUGCAAACACCCGUCAGCUCGGCGCCGCGGCGGGGCGAGCUCUGCUGUGGUACAGGGCAUGGAGAAAUGGGGGAACCAUCCCGAAAUCCCACGGCAAACACGGAGCAGCAGCCGCGGAGGAUGCUGACAGCCACGGUCCGCGGAUAACGCGGAGACUGCGGCCGCCGCCAUGCCCGACUCUCCGGCCGAUGUGAAGACGCAGGCCCGCGCCACGCCGCCCAGCAUGCCCCCGCCGCCGCCCGCCGUCACGCAGGGAGCCACGCGUCACCCCUCCUUCACGCCCGGCACCAAUCGAGACGCUGGCCCUCCGACGUUUCUGCCUCGCGGCCGUUUUCAUGGUUGCUUGAAAUGGUCGAUGGUCUGUCUUUUGAUGAACGGGAGCAGCCACUCGCCCACCGCCAUCAAUGGGGCUCCGUCCACCCCCAACGGGUUCAGCAACGGGCCGGCCGCCUCCUCCAGCGCCUCCCUGUCCACCCACCAGCUCCCUCCGGCCUGCGGCGCCCGCCAGCUCUCCAAGCUCAAGCGCUUCCUCACCACCCUGCAGCAGUUUGGGAACGACAUCUCCCCCGAGAUCGGGGAGCGGGUGCGCACCCUCGUCCUGGGGCUCGUGAACUCCACCCUCACCAUUGAGGAGUUCCACGCCAAGCUCCAAGAGGCCACCAACUUCCCGCUGCGACCCUUCGUCAUCCCCUUCCUCAAGGCCAACCUGCCGCUGCUGCAGCGGGAGCUGCUGCACUGCGCCCGCAUGGCCAAGCAGACCCCGGCCCAGUACCUGGCCCAGCACGAGCAGCUGCUGCUGGACGCCAACGCCUCCUCUCCCAUCGACUCCUCCGAGCUGCUCCUGGAGGUGGGCGAGAGCGGCAAGAGGAGGACGCCAGACAGGACCAAAGAGAACGGUUUGGACCGAGACCCCCUGCACCCCGAGCACCUCAGCAAGCGGCCGUGCACCAUGAGCCCGGCGCAGCGCUACAGCCCCAGCAACGGGCUGGGGCACCCCCCGAACGGGCUGGGGCACCCCCCCGCCGGCCCCGCCCUGCCCCAGCACUACCGCCUGGAGGACAUGGCCAUGGCACACCACUACCGGGACACCUACCGGCACCCCGACCCCCGGGAGCUCCGCGAGCGCCAGCGGCCCGCCGCCGUGCACGGGGCGCGGCAGGAGGAGGUGAUCGACCACCGGCUCACGGACCGCGAGUGGGCGGAGGAGUGGAAACACCUCAACAACCUGCUGAACUGCAUCAUGGACAUGGUGGAGAAGACGCGGCGGUCGCUGACGGUGCUGCGGCGGUGCCAGGAGGCCGAUCGCGAGGAGCUCAACCACUGGAUCCGGCGCUACAGCGACGCCGAGGACAUGAAGAAAGGCAGCCCCCCCUCCGCACGCCCCCACAACUCCUCCUCCUCCUCCUCUGCCGCCGAGGCUCCCCAGUUAGACGCUCACCGGGACUUCGCGCCGCGGCCGCUCUCCGGGUACAUGCCCGAGGAGAUCUGGAGGAAGGCUGAAGAAGCUGUGAACGAGGUGAAGCGCCAGGCCAUGUCCGAGCUGCAGAAGGCCGUGUCGGACGCCGAGCGGAAAGCCCACGAGCUGAUCACGACGGAGCGCGCCAAGAUGGAGCGGGCCCUGGCCGAGGCCAAGCGCCAGGCGUCCGAGGAUGCCCUCACCGUCAUCAAUCAGCAGGAGGACUCGAGCGAGAGCUGCUGGAACUGCGGGCGGAAGGCCAGCGAGACGUGCAGCGGCUGCAACACGGCGCGCUACUGCGGCUCCUUCUGCCAGCACAAGGAUUGGGAGAAGCACCACCACGUCUGCGGGCAGACUCUGCAGGGGCUGCCGGGCGCCGCCGCCCCCGGGCCGGGCCAGCCCGAUGGCGUGCCCGCCGCGGCCAGCAGCCCCAGCGAGGCGGGCUCGGUGGCCGCGUCCCGCGCCGGCACUCCGGCCACGCCGGCGCCGCUGGACAGCGCGUCCCGCUGAUCCGCCCGGAGCCACGGACUGCGCCCCGUGCGAUUUCCUCAGCUACCUGACUCGUGUGACCUCCGAAACGACCUCUCUAGCUCCUCGCAACUAAUCCUCACGGAUCCUCAAACUGGGCUUUAAGUGGAGUUAAGGCAAAUACCGGUCUCUGUUCUUUCUUCAGUCUUUGGUUUGGCUUUUUUUUUUUUUUUCAGUUGGUUUUCUGUCGGUUCGGGGAUUGUGGUUUGGGAUUUUUUUUGCGGGUUUUUGGCUGGUUGUUUUUUGUUUUUUGGUUUUUUUUUUUCCUUUUUUUGCUCUUUGGAUGAGGGAUUUGGCUCCAGCCUCGCCACGCAGUGCUGUGGGGAGAGACCAGCCCGAUCCCAUUGCCCAUGGGGCUCAACUUGGAGGAGGAAAGAACCUUCUUUUCUUCAUCUCUCUCUUCCUAUUUUUUUUUUCCUUUUUACUUUUUUUUUUUCUUUUGUAAAAAAAAAAAUAAAGAAAAUAAAAAAGAAAACGUCGGACUCUUUGGCUUUAAGUAAGAAAUUGUAAAAAAGGAAAAAAAAAAAAAAAAGAAAAAAAAAGAAAGAAAGAAAAAUCCAAAAACCAGACGACGCGUGACGGACGCUCACCUGUAACUACCUUGCUAGCUAGCCAAGAACAGACCAGACUCACCUCUGCUCCAAAGGAAAUCCAAAACCAAGGAAGAUCCAAACAUCUCUCCACUGCCAAAGUUCGUUUCGUUCUGUUGUCGCUUCCUUCCCCUCCCCACAAGGAUGGAUGGACGUGCCCCUGGGGCUUUAAAGAAUUUCUAUUAAAAUAAAGAAAAAAAAAAAAAAAAAAGUGUUUUUUUACUAAAAACCCCAACCCCCAAGGUGUGGGAGGGGGAGAACCGCAGCCGGAGCUGGCACAUCUCUACCUCUGCCCACCACCGACCUGGAAAAGGAGAACGAAAAGGAGAUUUUUAAAAAGAAUAAUAACAAAAAAAAAGGAAUUUAAAAAAAAAAGAAAAGAAAAAAAGGGAAAUUAAAAGACGGAUAUUGGGUUUCUUCCCUCCCCGAAGCCGUCGGGGGAACCCCCCCCAAUCCCUUCACUGCCAGGCUGCUCCCACACCCCGCGCUGGAUUUGUUUCACAAGGAUUUUUAAGAGGAAAAGGAAAAGGAAAAGGAGAAGGAACGCUGCCUCCUUCCCGGCCGAGGACGAUGUGGAUUAUUUGGGAUUCUCGCCUCGCUGGAGCGGCGCGGAGGACGGAAGUGCAAUACGGAAAGUCCGAGCUGCGAGCGGAGGCGGCGGUGCUGCGCGCUGAUGUGAAUGUAAAUAGUGUCUGCAGAGGUCCAAAAAAUCAAUAAUGAUGAUGAUGAUGAUGAUAAUUCAUGAUAAUGAUCGUGAUGGUGAUGAUGAUGAUGAUGAUAAGAGACGUUUGCCAAAUAAAGGAUGAGGAGGAAGCGUGGGGCCGUGGCGCUGGCCGGAGCGAGGCCUGGCACCGAGCGGGAGGAGCCGGAGUUUUUCCGCAUUUGCAGAACCCAUCCCGUGUGUUUUCCGUCGGGGAGGAAGAGGAGGGAAGGGCUCGGGGCCGUGGGGGGGGUUUGUGCUGCCAGUCCCUGGGCCAGGCUGGGCCACGGCAGAGCUUGGGACACGCCAAGGGUGAUGUCACCGGCCCUGUGCCACCGGCACCCAGCCCUGCCGGGGGUUCUGUGCCCCCCAAGGCCUUGGUGCAUCCCCUGGGAGGGUUCUGUGCGCCCCAAAAUCCUGCUGCAUCGCCUUGGAGGAGUUCUGUGCACCCUAAGACCUUGCUGCCUCUCCCUGAGGGGGUUUCUGUGCACCCCGAGAUCUCAGCAUCCUCCCAGGGUUCUUCUUCUGAAGAGGUUUCUCUGCACCCCAAGCUCUUGGUGCAUCCCCCCAGGGGGUUCCUGUGCACCCCAAGCUCUUGGUGCAUCCCCCCAGGGGGUUCCUGUGCACCCCAAGCUCUUGGUGCAUCCCCCCAGGGGGUUCCUGUGCACCCCAAGCUCUUGGCCCAACCCCGGGGACGUUUCUGUGCCCCCCAAGACCCCGGUGCAGCCCCUGGGUGGUUUCUGUGCCCCUCCCGUGACUGUUCACUUUAUUUAUGGUGUGACAUAUGUAAUAUUGUCUAUUUUUCUUACGUUUCCUGAGAAGAGGUAAUAUAUAAGAGUAUUGCAGAUGCCCCUGCUCGCCCGGGUGUCCGGCCCGGCCCGUCCCCGCCGUGUCCCCGCGUGUCCCCGCGUGUCCCCGCAUGUCCUGCCGGGGCUCUGCCUCUCUACCUCCACCUCGCCGGGAAACCGCGGGCGAGAGCGCUUCCACAGGGACUGCUCUCCCUUCCACUCCACUCCCUGCUGGUUUGCUUUUUUGGAAUUCUUAUGACUUUUUUUCUUUAUUUUUUUUUUCCCCUUUCCGUUGGUGGUUUUUUUUUUUUUUUUUUUUGAUAAGAAUAAAACUACCCUACC
Hirundo rustica (Barn swallow) is the source of this 4585-nucleotide messenger RNA. It is a transcript of the gene CBFA2T3, whose product is annotated as CBFA2/RUNX1 partner transcriptional co-repressor 3. Gene Ontology annotation, biological process: negative regulation of DNA-templated transcription; DNA-templated transcription. Lineage: Eukaryota; Metazoa; Chordata; Aves; Passeriformes; Hirundinidae. The record is from RefSeq and is a predicted model, not a curated record. Gene Ontology annotation, molecular function: transcription corepressor activity. The transcript has 12 exons. Gene Ontology annotation, cellular component: nucleus. The coding region runs from base 351 to 2147 and encodes 598 amino acids.